CGCUUGGUGAAUGUGUACAUAUUUCGCGCUGAUUCGAAAUCGUUGUUGUUUGUAAACGAAGUAAACGGCGGUACGUUGCGCGUAGUGCAAUUGAUGGUGGCCAUGCCGACAUUGAUGGAUUUUAUGCUGUUGAUAACCAUGAUGAUGAUGAUGAGCGGCAUCGUAAUGACGAGACUAUCACAACGGUUAAGCAUGUGCUGCUGAGGUGCAUCAUAGAUACAUACAUACAUACAUACAUACAUAGAUACUCAUAGCGCUACAGCCAGUGCAGUGCGGUCGAUGAGUUAAUGAGUGGACGGAAAAGGUGAAUCGCAACUAUUCUUAGCAGAAUGCUAUACAGGCAGCUGGUGUUGUUGGGUCUGUGGUGUGAGCAGCAGCAGCAGCAGCAGCAGCAGCGCGCUGCGCGAUGAGAAAGAAAUACCAGCGAGUGAAACGUGCAUGAGGUGUGCAAUUAAAACAUUGCUCGUCAUUCGCCUCCUUCCCAUUCGACCAUCCGACACAGUGCCAUGCGAUGCGAAUAAGUGCAAUAACUAAAUUGUUGUUACCAAUACAAUAUCUAUGUAUGUAGAUACUUAAAAGAGUAAACAAAAAAGUGCAUAUACGAGUAGAUGUGUAAUAAAAAAGCAGAAAGGAAUAAUUAAUAGAAACUCGCGUAGACGGUCGCUCAGUGCUAGUCGGGUCGGGUGUGCGUGCAACAUUGCAUACAAAAUACAAAUACAACACCUGUGCUUUAGGAAUUGUAUGCGCAUAGUGUGAACGUGUUGUUGUUUUUCUUUUUUUUUCAUUGUUUAACUUCGAUAUGUAAAAUGCAAUAAAACUAUUGGCACGAAGAUUUCAUUCCUGGAAUUCGCCAUUGCAGCGGAACCAAACAAGUGAAUAGAUGCACAACAACGGUGGUAAAACAACAACAACAACACCAAAAAAAGUGAGACAAUAUAAAAAUAAAUAAAAGAAACAGUGAAAAUAACAACAGCUCGUAUUAAUUACACAUACAUUAAAAGGCAAUGUUGAUGGAAUGGUAAAUAACAGCACAGCAGCCAACUUGAAAUAGCAGCGAAACAUAAAAAUUCGUGCUGCAUUUUUUUCAGUGCAUAGGUACUUAAUUGAUGUUAAAUUGACGUGCAUUCACAUUGCAGUGCGUGCGUGUGUGUGUGUGUGUAAGAGUGUGUUUUGUGGGUUUUAAGAAACAGUUAAUUAUUGCAAGCAUAAAAAAACGUACAUAAAAAAUAGUCAGUUACUUGAAAAAUUCCACAGCAAAACUAUAUGUUUGUGAAAUUAAAGAAAAUAUACCAAACGCAUGUGUAGUAAGCAAACAAAAGCGUAAUAGAAAAAAAAAAUAAAAAUAAAUAAAAAUUAAGUAAACUCGGCGAACUAAAAAACCCAUACAUAUACAACAGUAAAAACAGCACUUGGACAACUGUAAUUUUAUAAAAAAAAUUUCAGUCCUUGGAUUACUUGGACGAUGGCAGUGUCCUGCCCCGAAGUAAUGUACGGUGCUUACUAUCCAUAUUUGUAUGGCCGUGCCGGACCAAGUCGUUCAUUCUAUCAAUAUGAGAGGUUCAAUCAGGAUUUGUACUCAUCGUCGGGCGUGCAAUUGGCCUCAUCGAGCGCCUCUGGCAGCUCACAUUCGCCCUGCAGUCCUAUCCUUCCGCCGGCGGUGAGUGCUAAUGCUGCCGCUGCAGCAGUAGCGGCCGCGCACAAUACCGCCGCGGCGGUAGUCGCCGUCGCAGCACAAACGGCCAAUCACUCGGCGAGCAUAGCUGCAACGACGAGUCUGCCGUUAGGCGGCGGCGGUGGCGGUGGCGGCGCUGGUGUACCUGGUGGUGGUGGUGGUGGUGGUAGCGGCAGUAUAGGAGGUGCUGGUGGUAGUGCGGGCGUUGCGAGUUCAUUGCUUGGUGCCACAGGAGGUGGCGGCGGAGGAGUGGUCAUUGGUGGCGGCAGCGGCAGCAGCGUAGCGGUCAGCAAUGCGAUACAACACAGCAGAGCGCAUACCAAAGAAGAAGAUAUGGGAGUGCAACGAAGUGAUGCUGAAGCUCGGCUAGUGGGUUCACAUCACAACGAGUCCUCCUGCUCAUCAAGUCCUGAUUCACCUCGCCACACAUUGCACGGAGCACAAGCGAAGGAACUGCCCCUGCCGUUGGAUAGCUCGAAUGUCAACGGACAGGGUAGAGCACAAUACUUAUCAGCCACCUGCGUCGUAUUUACAAACUAUUCCGGCGACACGGCCAGCGUUGUGGAUGAACACUUUUCGCGGGCGCUCAAUUUUAGCAAUAAAGAAAGCAAAGAAACGAGUAGUCCCAUGUCGGCAAGAAAUUUCCCACCUUCGUUUUGGAACAGUAACUAUGUGCAUCCAGUGCACGCGCCGUCACAUCCGCAGGUUGGUGAUCUGUACACCUCGGACGGUGGCUACGCAACGGAUCCAUGGGUGCCACAUGCCGCCGCUGCACACUAUGGUUCUUAUGCGCACGCGGCACAUGCGCAUGCGGCACACGCACAUGCCUACCAUCACAAUAUGGCGCAAUACGGUAGCCUGUUACGGUUGCCACAGCAAUAUAGCCAUGGUACCAGACUGCAUCACGACCAACAGACCGCGCAUGCGCUCGAAAGUGCGGCAGCCUAUUCCAGUUACCCCACAAUGGCAGGACUUGAAGCGCAAGUACAAGAGUCAUCUAAGGAUCUUUACUGGUUUUAAAUUUAAGUGCAACGCAAUGUAAAAAGACACACAUACACACUCACACGCAAAUAGAUAUAAAAAAAAGCCAAGCCUAUACGGGAAUUCAAAACUCGUCAACUAUAUUGGUAAAUCGUCGUUAAUUCAAUUCUCGAAGUUUAAAUUUUAUAAGUCUAGAAAAAAAUAAAAAAUAAACUAUGUGCAAAUCUAUAUGUAAAUAAAUAUAUAUCUACAUAUUUUUAAUUGCCUGUACUUGCCCUUGUGGGAUUAUGUGUUAAUAGAAUUUUAAGAUGAGCGAAAAAAUCGAUUUCUACCGCAGCUCGGGUAUAUUUAUAUAUUUACUAAAUACUUAUGUAUGUAUUUGUAAAGAUUUUGGUGUAGCGGCAUUAAUAAAGUGAAUUGCUUUAAUUAAAAAGUAAUCUCAGCUGUGUUUUGGUAUGUUAAUGCAAUUUGUUUAUUUUUAAUGUUGCAACACCUUGUAACGACUAAAUACGGAUUUAUAUAUAAUGGGUUUAGCAUAACUACAAUGCUAGUUAUUGAAUUUGCAAAAAAGACAGUGUGCCGGUACUUACUUACUUAAAACAGGUUUAUAUUUAUAGAUAGAAACUUAUUUCAUUGUUUAUAAUUUAUAAGCUACUAUAUUUGGAAAAUUUUAAAUUUGCCAGACAAUUUUUGAAAAUAGCUUUCGUGUUGCGGAGAAAGAGUACUUAAUAACACUUGCUAUGUACAUACAUAUGUACAUAUG
Rhagoletis zephyria (snowberry fruit fly) is the source of this 3416-nucleotide messenger RNA. RefSeq names its product transcription factor vestigial (gene vg). Lineage: Eukaryota; Metazoa; Arthropoda; Insecta; Diptera; Tephritidae. Gene Ontology annotation, cellular component: nucleus. The record is from RefSeq and is a predicted model, not a curated record. Gene Ontology annotation, biological process: regulation of DNA-templated transcription.